Messenger RNA from Cokeromyces recurvatus, 1080 nucleotides. Its product is annotated as 3-deoxy-7-phosphoheptulonate synthase. Gene Ontology annotation, biological process: aromatic amino acid biosynthetic process. The record is from RefSeq and is a predicted model, not a curated record. Lineage: Eukaryota; Fungi; Mucoromycota; Mucoromycetes; Mucorales; Mucoraceae. Gene Ontology annotation, molecular function: 3-deoxy-7-phosphoheptulonate synthase activity. The transcript has 4 exons. Gene Ontology annotation, cellular component: cytoplasm. Bases 1 to 1080 code for a protein of 359 amino acids.
AUGACAAAAAGUAGUUUAGAAGACUUGAGAAUAACUGGGUAUAAUGCCUUACUUAGUCCCAAUUAUAUUAAAGAGGAAUUCCCUAUUUCUGAAGUCUCUAUUGAAACAACAAUGAAGGCAAGAAAAGAAGUUUCAGAUAUUAUUCUUCAAAAGGAUGAUAGAAUUUUUGUUAUAGUUGGUCCUUGUUCUAUUCAUGAUACAAUUGCUGCUAAAGAAUAUGCUCAACUCUUACUUGAGGCUAAAGAAAGAUAUCAAAAUGAAAUUGUGAUUAUUAUGCGUUCUUAUUUUGAAAAGCCUAGAACAGUUGUUGGUUGGAAGGGUUUAAUUAAUGAUCCUGAUAUCGAUGAAAGUUUCAAUAUAAAUAAAGGCCUUCGCAUAGGUCGUGGAUUGUUAAAUGAAUUAACUAAUAUGGGUAUGCCUGUUUCUGUAGAAUUACUUGAUACUAUCUCUCCUCAGUAUUUGGCUGAUUUAAUUUCUUGGGGAGCUAUCGGUGCUCGUACAACUGAGUCUCAACUUCAUCGAGAGUUAGCAAGUGGUGUCUCCUUUCCAGUUGGUUUUAAAAAUGGUACCGAUGGUAAUCUAGGUGUUGCAAUUGACGGGGUUCGUGCAGCUGCUGUCUCUCAUCAUUUUUUAGGUAUCAAUAGUACGGGCACUGUCAGUAUUACGCAUACAACUGGUAACCCUGAUUGUCAUGUUAUCUUACGAGGUGGUACUAAGGGUCCUAACUUUGAAGAGAGCUAUAUACAAGAGACUAAAUCAAAAUUAGAAAAGGAAGGUUUACCUAUUUCAAUUGUUGUCGAUUGUUCACAUGGCAAUUCAAAGAAAGAUUAUAGAAAUCAACCUAAAGUAGCUCAAUCUAUUGCAGAUCAAAUUGCAAAAGGUGAAAAUGCCCUCGUAGGUCUUAUGCUUGAAUCCCACUUGAGAGAAGGAAAUCAAUCUGUGCCUACUAACGGCCCAUGUGCUCUAGAAUACGGUGUAUCCAUUACUGACAGUUGUAUUAAUUGGAAAGAUACAGAGCUUGUAUUACAAAACUUGGCUGAAGCUGUAAAAGCAAGAAGAAACUAUAAAAAUAGUAAAUAA